Molecule: messenger RNA, 6917 nt
Organism: Uranotaenia lowii
Lineage: Eukaryota; Metazoa; Arthropoda; Insecta; Diptera; Culicidae
Product: probable serine/threonine-protein kinase DDB_G0282963
Exons: 7
Coding region: 1918-6126 (1402 amino acids)
Molecular function (GO): protein binding
Source: RefSeq, a predicted model, not a curated record
CAGGUGAACGGUUUGGUUUUUUGUUGGGCGACGAUCGUGCGCAAUCGAUAGGUGUUUUUUUCCUCUCCCUGUGUUUUGUUGGUUACAUUUGGCGACCAGGUACAUACUUGCUUGCAAGUGAGAGUUCAACAGACAAGUGUCGAUCGGUCAAGUUGCUGCGAAGGUGAAGAAAGCUCCCAGGAAAGUGAUCCCAUAUAUUAGGACGAACGAAAGGAACGAAAGAAGCUCGUGGCGCGUGUGUCUUACCUAUAUUACGCGGUGUUGUGCCUGUGGGAUUGUUCGAAUGCUGGAUACGGAAUUCGGGCUACCCUUGUCCUCGUCCUUCCCCUGUGACUCCCUCUGUGAUCAUUCGAAGGGUUGGUUGUGAUUGUGCCUUGCGGUGUGGUUCCUCAGGUUUUGGAACAGCGCGGUGUCGAUCGCUUGCUCGAUCGUUCGAUUCGGUAGGAUUUCUCCUCAGCCUCAGUGCCAAGUGGUGUUUUGCGCGAUCCGCGACCCAGGGUGUGUGCAAAUGAGGAGAAAGGCGUCGACGUCGUUGAAUACCUAAGUGUGAGGAGAGUGCCGAGAGUGCGACGGAGUGGUGUGAGAGACCCGGAAAAAAGAAAGGUGAUCCUCCGGACCAGUGAUUGCGCAUAUUUUUGGAGGAUUCGUAUGAGGAUGUUGUUGUUAUUAUUGUUGAAGUUAAUGUUGGUGGAUUCGUUCAAUUUGUUGUGGGGUUUCAAUUAAGGGCAUUAAGAAAAUCCCGUGCAAGUGCUAGCAGAUGAUUGGCAGUGUCCCCCGUAAAAGAAGUUACCCGAAAACAAGUGUUAUUGUACUCGGAGAUCAGAACCCUUAGGGCCGGAUCAAAAGUGUUCGAUCAAAACAAGUAGUGAAACUCCGACUGGCACAGGUGUAUAAGUAAAGUACGAAAACGGGAAUCAUAAAUAAAUCAAGAUUUUACUCCCAGAUAUUCGGAAGGGUGAAGCGGUACCGAAUUUUAUUUUUUAUCUUCCGAAAAAAAAAUCAAUCUUCUGCCUGAUAAAUUGGAUUAAUCAGUGCCUCAACCGACCGACCGACCUCCAACUUUAAAGCCAUAAAAAGUGAGUUUACAUUAUCAUCAGCAGUUCGUUCGUUCGGGCGUUACAGGAAAACAACAAAACAGUUACUACGGAACAUCCAAAAAUAAAAGAAAACAACAACGCCAACAACGACAAAGUAUCGGAAAACGCCAUCACAUACUACAAUCACAUCACAUCACAUAAGACGGCACGGCAAUAAAGGGAAAUAAAAAUUGCAAGUUAUAAUGCACCGGUGGUAAUCGCGAACCUGUAACUAAGAGAAAAAAACACAAAAUAAAACGACGCCUUGAAAAAAGCGAACACAGUCUUACGAAGAAAUGUGAAAAAAAAAACAAGAAGAUGAGCGACGAUCCCCCCUUUCUCAUGUAAUAAAGCAGUUGCAUAAGACCCUAUCAAAACAAUUACCCUCCCAGAGUGCACACCUCUUAUAAAAAUCAAUAUCCGAUCGAUCGACUCGAACAACAACAACAGCAACAAUCUCUCCCAUCGGAUUCGGAUUCGAAUGAAAUAACAACAAAAUACUCACAUUUGUUGGCGGCAGCCGAGACAAGAAAAGCAACAACGAAAAAAAAUUCACCAUUUGUAACCGAGUGAACAAUAAAAUUUGUCUGUUUAUUGUCCGGGUAAAAAACAAAUCAAAGCUCAAAGAAAAACGCGUAUUUCUCGGAACAUCACAAAAGACCUCCACCGAAGUUAGUUUUUUGUUUCUUAAAAAAAAUAACAAAGGAUACAAAUUCAAACACACGCAUACAAGUUUUUCGGGUUUACAUUUUUUCGUCAUCAGCUGGUAUCAGUGCCAAUUGCUGUUCGAGGGGAAAUAAUUAUAAUAAUUUCGGUUGUGUGUUGAAGAGUGGAUAACGAUAUGGAUAACGGAGGUGAUUUGGGAGCGGCCGGGGCCGGGGAGGUGGGAUCCUCAUCCUGCUACGGCGGUGGAGACAUUGCCGGUGCCAUCUUUGGGACCCUGCUUGCCGUCAUACUUGUGGCGGUGCUCGUCUGGUACCUCUGGAGGAAAGGCUACAUCCCGAAGCGCAUCACAAAAGAAUCCCAUCUAGUCUCGGAGGACCCAGAGAGUAAGAAAGAUGAAUAUGCUUUCGAUAAUCCGGCAUUCAAGACGGGCGAGGGCCCAACAGCAGGAGCAGCAGCUUCUGGAACUGGAAAGACCGCCAGCUCCCCAUUGGAUCCAAGCUGGACCUCAUCCAAUCCCGCUACCAAGCAAAACAGCUUGGACAAACGGAAAACCGUGGACGAUAGCUUUGUCAAUAACGCCACCCCCCGGCUGGUCUCUCUCCGGGGAUCCGAUUUUACCGGGCUCGGUGUCGAAGUUUGCGGUGGCCUCAAGGAGGGCAUUUUUGUCAAAAAAGUGAUGCCCCAGGGUCCGGCAGCCGGUUUCAUAAACAGCGGCGACCGGAUAACCAGCAUCACGAUCGACUUCCGGCACAUUGUCCACGAGGACGCGGCCACCAUCUUGAGCUACGCCUCGCCCUACAACGUCCAGCUGGAGCUGGUCAGCGGUGAAAAGUUGCCCCAAACCCAGAGCCCCAAGCCGGGCCACCAGCCACUGACGCAUCCCCUCGUGCGGUCCAGCAGCCAAUCCGACAUGAACACGAUUGAACGCACCUCCCGCAAGAAGCUCUUCAGUGGCGAAGAUGGCAACUCAACGCUCAAAAUGGAACAGCAACAACCCGCCGCAAACAGCCCUUCGAAUACACUGAACAAAGUCCUGCCGACGGUGCACAAGGAAAACGAGAAAGAAACCAAAAAGCAUUCGUUCAAACAACAGAUGAAAGAAAUGAUCGAGGAAAAGUUCCAAACCAAACAUGCCGAUGUGGAGCGAAAGGACUCGAGCGCUUCCGGUGAAGGAGGUAAAAAAGGUCACAAGUUUGGCAUCCGAGUUUUCCCACCAUCGGUAAAUGACAAACUUUUCGGAAAGAGCCCAACCAAGGUUCAGGCUGACAACGAGAACAACAGCAACAUCGAGAAGAAAGAAUCGGAAGAGAAGAAAGAGAAAUCUCCUUCGCCACCGGUCGUCAAGAAACGUACCAAGGAACCGAAAUCGAUUCCGGAUGUGAUUGUAGUAGAAUCGGCUGUUAACAACGAAGUUAACCAAAUGCCAACCGAAUUUCAACGACAGAACAGUCUAACGUCAAGUGGAAUCAAACGAGAUGCUGCCGGAAUACCACAGGAAAUGCCUGGAUUCAUGAUGCAGGCUGCCAAUGCCGCGAGAGAUAACCGAAAAUCAAGUAACACCGAUGCCGACAACAAGCGAAAGGGUAAAGCUCCGAGACCACCACAAAACGAGUUCGACAUGGAUGACAGUACGGUGACGAUGGAUACGAAUCUCAGCAUGGACGUCACCGAUACGGCUUCGACGACGAACGGACUGAUGAAUGGCACUUUCGACUCCGAUAUCAUGGAAACGAACGAACCGAAGAAACCGGUUGCCCUGGCCAGGAUGAAUUUCUCCGAUAACUUUGUCGAGGAGGUACUGAACUGUACCUUUGAUAGUGUAGCCGGAAUGGAGAAGUUUGAGGAAGAACGUCCCAGCAAUAGUUCGACUCCGAAAAGCGAGCGUAAGAAGUCUUCGCGAACGGAGAGUAUGAUGCAGGAAGAUCAUGAUUCUGACACCGAGCAAGUGCCACCGGGUAACAAAAUUGAGCUCAACUCCAGUGACAUCACCGUACACCAGAGCUCACCAAGCCCAACCAACACCAGCGAGGAAGAUAUGACGGAAGACAUGGAAGAUAGCAACCGCCGCACCGCCAGUCUAGGAGAUUUGUCCAAACUGGAAACCCAAAAGUCGAAUCCCGGUAGCAACAGCAACACCUUGGAACGUGCUCAAAGUUUGGAAAUCACCGGUGAUGCAGUAACAGUCGUAGGCAAUGGAGCUGUAGUAGUGGGAGCUACCGUUGUCACCGCGAAGAAGCGAAAGUCCUCUGUCGAAGGUCAAGUAGAUGGGGAUGUAAAGGAACCGAAGUUGAGUGGAGACGGGCUGAGUUCGUUGCAACGCAAUCGUCUAAAGGGAGCAUCGGCUUGGGGAAACUUGGAGGAUGCCAUCAAUUCCGGUGAACUUUUGAACAGCUCAUCGGAGAGUGAGCUGAAGUCUUCAACCGAAGAUAUGGAUAAAUCUGAAGUUAUUGUUGUUGAGAAUGGAUUUGGGAAGAAUUUCAACGUUGAGAUCAAUACGACAGUGGUGAAUAUGUUCAGCGAAAAUAGUUUUAUGAAUGGACUAGUUAAUCAUAGCAAUGUUAUCAAGAUUGAAGAUGAGCCGAAAGAGAUCCCGAAUGGGGAAAAUAAAGUGGAUAUUGUUACAAUUUUAGAGAAGGUUGCUCCGGCAGUUAUUGUUGCUGAAGAGAGAAAAAUUGAAAAAGAGAAUGACAGAGAGCAUGUUUCACUCACCAACAUCAACAUGGAUUACAAUGGCGUUUACAAUGAUGCAGAGAUCAAUAUGACAAAUGGUGAUCAUGUUAAGAUAACGAAUUAUGAUACAAACAUACCGGAUGAUGUGAAGGUUUCGAGGUAUCCCUUCGGAAGUUUGGAAAGACCGAAAUCGGAUGUUCUUAAGAAAUUACUAGGACAAAAAGAAGAAUUGGAAAAUACUCCUUCAGUUUUUAUUUCAAGUGACAAUGAGUCGAAUAAGAUAACAAUCGGAAACAAUUAUCACCACGAUAUGGGAGAACCUAUCAGUUUGACAUUGAUCAAUAGUACAGAUGCUCAUCCAGUCGAGAAUGAACAAACUGAGAGCAGCCAAGCUUCUCCAGUGUUCUCGAGUAACACAAAUGGAAUCAGUAGCAUCAACAUUUCUGCGUUGGAAGUUGAUUUGACAACGUCGCUCAAUAGUAAACCAUUUACUGUAGCUCCAAAAUUUUCUCUGGACAAUAUUGUCACAAUUUCAACUGAUUCGUCUCAACCAUCCUCGAUCAUACUGAUUGAUGAUGAGAAACUAGAUUUCAGUCUUCAAACCCUUGAUGAUUUCGAUGAUAGCAUAGACAAUACACUUUCAACAGAACUUCUGACACAAGAAUCCAACAAAACUGUUAUUGAAACUAACCCAGUUGUACCAGAGAACCCCAAAACGCCAAACAGUUUUGUUACCGAGAUCACAUUAAAAUCGAACGAAUCCGAAGUAAACGGUAAACCAACAGAAGAGCCGCCGAAAUUGACAAAGAAGCCCCCGAAACCAGAAAAGCCAACGACACCUCCAUCUCGUAUUCCCGUUGAGCGACGAAUGUCUAGUGAGCACAGCUUCAUUCCACGCAACACAGAAAUAAAAUUCUCCACUUCAGCAUACGAUAUUGGCAAGAGCCCAGAAAAACGUCCUCUAGGAAUCGACCAAAUACGCUCAAACUUCGAACGCAGCAACUCCAAACCAGACGUUCGAGCUUUCGAGCGUAGCAAUUCCAAAACUGAUGUGCGGCCAUUCGAGCGCAGCAAUUCCAAGACCGACGUUCGCCCAGUCGAACGAUCCAAUUCCAAAUCCGACGUUCGUCCAUUCGAACGAACCAACUCUAAACCAGAUGUUCGACCAUUCGAACGCAGCAACUCUAGACCCGAUGUACGACCCGUUGAACGAUCCAACUCCAAGACCGAAACCCGCCCAUUCGAACGCAGCCAAUCAAAACCCGAUGUUCGUCCCUUCGAACGAUCCAACUCCAAGACCGAUGUCAGGCCAUUCGAACGCAGCAACUCCAAAACCGACGUGCGAUCAGCUCUAGAACGUAGCAACUCGAAAACCGAAAUCCCAGUCCUGAUUCGACGAACUUCAAUCCCAUCGAUUAACCUGAACAACUCGAUCAAUUCCAGUCCACAAGGCAACGUCAACGGAACAAAUGGAAUCUCCACAAACGGAUCUACGAGCCCACCGGGCACCAAGGCAAGCCCCUCUCGAAUCCCCGUCUUCAACUCUAGCCCCAAGAUCAACAACGGCCACGACAGUCCUCGAUCACCUCCUUCUCCGUUUCUGAACAACAACAAUAAAGGCGCUGCCAUCAACGGUAACCCCAAAGUGUCCGUGAGCAUCACCUCGAUCAAGAACCAAUCGAAACAUCCGAGUGGAAAAUUCAACGGAAACUAACCAUUCCAACAACCCUUUAACAUUAAACUUAAACUGUUCGUUUGUUCGUUUAAACCCCCUCUACAAUAAUGGUGCAAUUGAGUGUGAGUCCACGCGUGAUCGGGUGUAUUGAUAGUUAAGUGUAAGAAAACCCCCCUAGCUUUAUAAGGUGACGAUCAACCAUUUCUUUGAAUUUAAUUCAACGUUUCUCCGCAGCGUUUCGCUCGUCCAGAGCUACAACAUUAUUAUUCUAUCAUCGGAACACUCACACAGUGGAAAUGUUUGGCCAUAUUUACUUUUUUCUAUUGCGUAAGAAAUUUAAAUAUACUCUACAUAUUUGUUUAAGUACUUGUAUAAAGAAGAAAAAUAUAAAAUGCAUACAUACGCAGUCGAACACGAAAAAACAAAUUCGCCACAAAUCAAUCAAGCGGUAUGGCGGCGAGCGUAUCUAGUUGAUAAGUUAAGGAACAACCGGAAACGGAAAACCCCCAUUAGUUUAAUGCCCCUUUUUCAAAAUUAACUUCGAUUUGUUAAAUAGUUGUUAAAAUCGUAAAAAUAAAAGCUUCCAAUGCAGUGCGGAAGCAAACCAUUACCAUAACAGGAAAUAAAACCGAGAACUUUUGCGCAUUGUGGGUUGUUUACUAUACACUCAUCUAUCUAAAACAAAAAAUGACUACAACGCGUUUUAAAGAAAUCGAAUUUCAGUAAAACAAUAUAUUUACAAUGCAUGAACAAAAAAAAACAGUAACCAGAGAAUGACCAUAACAAAAGAGAGAGAUGUUCUUUAUAGAGAUAGAUAUAUUUUAUAUUUU